This is a messenger RNA of Opisthorchis viverrini, 282 nucleotides long. RefSeq lists its product as hypothetical. The transcript has 3 exons. The record is from RefSeq and is a predicted model, not a curated record. The annotation marks the transcript as partial. Lineage: Eukaryota; Metazoa; Platyhelminthes; Trematoda; Opisthorchiida; Opisthorchiidae.
AUGCGGGAGAUUGUAUUUCGCGAAUUCAGUACAGUCCGGUGGAACAUGUGUCUGGCGGAAAUGAAACGCUUGAACGACUACGGACUAUCUCCAGAGAGUCAACCUACGUUUAUGCAGCGUACAGAAAAUAUGGUGGGUCUGCAGGGGGACUCGAAGGGCUACGGUAGACCACGCCGAGAAGAAGAGAAUCGGACCCGCGAAGCGGGAUUUGGACCCACAGUGCAUCGCAAAAGGGUGCAGGGAUGGUGUCAGAGAGGACAAUCGGGAUUGGUAGGGCCGCAU